AAUGUUACUGUAAAACAUGGCUGGUGCGCUCCUCGGCAGGUUUCUGCUUUUGACACAGUUAUGCACUUAUGCAAGAGCGACAAAAUUUUGCCGCGAAUCCCAUGGGAUGACGCAUAACAACGAAGUUUUAAUCGGGCAUUCUUACAAAUCGCUACUAACACGGGGGAUUUUUGGUUGUGGGCAUGAGUGCUUGGCCAGUCUAAAGUGUACAUCCUAUAACUAUCAAACAUCAGCGGUUGGACGAGGCAUCUGCGAGCUUAAUGACGGUGAAUUUAGUGGCAAAAGACAUUUGGUAAAGAAACAAGGCUUUGUUUUCGUUCAAGUGAAAUGGAAACAGAGACCCAAAAGUUGCUGGGAGGCCUGGAAACAAGGGGCAAGAACAUCGGGAUACUACUUCAUUCAGGGGAGGACGGAGUGUCUCUUUUACGAAAUGUACUGCGACUUCAGUUCAGAACCCGGUUGGGCCUGGACUCUGGUCAUGUCACAGAGCUUGAGCAGUAGGAGCAAAGCUUUUGCGAAGGAUUCAUUCUUACGAGGACCUUUUGAAAACCAGCAGUAUCCAAACUGGGAAAACUACAGAAUUGGCAACAGUCGAAUGAAUAUUGUGCGAGCGCAGUCCAGCCACUGGCGAGUCACAUGUGAUUUCCCAUCUUAUGGUGUCGAUUACAGAGAUUACGUCAGGGUCGCUUUUGAAAAAAUAAAUCCGAUGAAAUACGAGGUCAGUGGGGGAUGCCGAGAAGUGGAAUACAUCAACAUCCGAGGGCAUAACUGUACAAAAUGCAAAGCUGGCUGGUGGCAAACAGACACUCAAUUUCUGACGCACUUUAGUGAUAAGGAUAUUUGCCAGUUCGGCAAGACACUGGGUUUCCUUGACAACGAGGCCAACUUUGGCGGCUAUUGGAAGAACAAUGUUAGCUCUGAGUUUCGGUGUUCAUCAGUGAACACGUCCACCACCAAUCAUUGGUUCGGAGGUAAAGUAUAGGCGAUGACAAGAACAUUAAAAAUCGCCAAAGACAACUUCAAAAACAACGACAGCGACACCUUUAAACACAAACAACGCUUAGUAGCGAUAAAGAAAAUGUAGCAAUUUUUAUGCGUCCAGAUCCCUCGUGAUUUUAUUAAUAACGACCACAACGAUUUUCAGGUAAUUUAGUGUUAACAACUGGGUUGAAAACGUAAAUUAGCCACCGUAAAGGGUAAAAAAAGCUGACGUUUCGAGCGUUAGCCCUUCGUCAGAGCGAUUGAGCAAUCUGCUAUACCUGCUAUACUCUCCCACCGACGCAGCACCACAGUUUCUUUAGAAACUUACCCCUUUACAACGAUUUUCAUACGAUGAUUUAUCCGGUAAUUGAAGUUGUUGUUUCUUACAAGAUAGCCUUAGAUUCUUUCGCCAAAAUAAAACUCGGCAAAUGUGAAAAAACGCACAUGGCGCGGGACACUGCGUCCUUGUCAUUUUGUCAGUGGUAUUAUAACCUAUAUGUAAAUGUAAAGAAUUAUACAUACUGCUAGC
This is a messenger RNA of Pocillopora verrucosa, 1510 nucleotides long. RefSeq lists its product as uncharacterized. NCBI's taxonomy places the organism in Eukaryota, Metazoa, Cnidaria, Anthozoa, Scleractinia, Pocilloporidae. The record is from RefSeq and is a predicted model, not a curated record.